Molecule: messenger RNA, 752 nt
Organism: Ziziphus jujuba (common jujube)
Lineage: Eukaryota; Viridiplantae; Streptophyta; Magnoliopsida; Rosales; Rhamnaceae
Product: major strawberry allergen Fra a 1.05
Exons: 2
Coding region: 118-600 (160 amino acids)
Biological process (GO): defense response; abscisic acid-activated signaling pathway
Cellular component (GO): nucleus; cytoplasm
Molecular function (GO): signaling receptor activity; protein phosphatase inhibitor activity; abscisic acid binding
Source: RefSeq, a predicted model, not a curated record
AAUAGCACCCUCUAGUAUUCACUUUUCUCCACCUCAAAAACUCAUUCAAAUUUCAGAAACACAUUCCUAGUCUUCAUUCUUUUCUUUGAUCUCAUUUCUCAAACUCUUCUAGCCACCAUGGCUGUUCUAUCUUAUGAAUCUGAGUUCACUUCCUCCAUCCCUCCUGCUAGGCUUUUCAAGGCCUUCGUCCUUGAUGCAGACAACCUCUUUCCAAAGAUUGCUCCUAAUGCAGUUAAGUCUGUUGAAAUCAUUGAAGGAGAUGGAGGUGCUGGAACCAUCAAGAAGAUCACCUUUGGUGAAGGCAGCCACUUCAACUAUUCAAAGCAAAAGAUUGAAACAGUCGACAAAGACAACUUCGUCUACGCCUACAGUCUGAUAGAAGGAGAUGCCUUGACAGACAAACUUGAGAAAAUCUCUUACGAGAACAAGUUUAUUGCAGCUGAUGGAGCAUCCAUCAUCAAGAGCGUCAGCAAAUACCACACCAAAAGCGACAAUCACGACAUCACAGAAGACAAAAUCAAGGCAGGGAAAGAAAAGGCAGCUCAUCUCUUCAAGGUUGUUGAGAAAUACCUCCAAGAGAAUCCUGAUGCCUACAACUAAAACCAGUUUUAUUGUUCAUUGAAGUGUGUUUUCCUACAGUUAUGCCCAUCAAUAUCUUGCUUUUGGGCUUUCAGUUUUUAACAUUUGUAUUUCUUUUACAAUGAUAAAAUAAAAGCAUCUGGUGAGUGAUCACCAAAUAUAUUGCUUGCAAA